Molecule: messenger RNA, 1448 nt
Organism: Aegilops tauschii subsp. strangulata
Lineage: Eukaryota; Viridiplantae; Streptophyta; Magnoliopsida; Poales; Poaceae
Product: sphinganine C4-monooxygenase 1
Biological process (GO): lipid biosynthetic process
Molecular function (GO): oxidoreductase activity; iron ion binding
Source: RefSeq, a predicted model, not a curated record
UGUCGUCGCACGGACCGACGGCGACGGCCGGGCCCCUCCCGCCGGGCCACCGCGCCUAUAUUCCAGCCUCUGGGGCCUCCCCCCUCCCACCCGCCUUCCUCCAGCGCAGCCGCCAGCCCCCGCUGAAAAGUCCUCCAACCCCAAAGCUCCCCCUCUCCGUCGGAGAGAUCCGGGCCGCCUGCCCCCAAUCCCGCCGCCCCCCGCCCCCGAAUCCGCGCGGCGUCCACGGGCGUUGGGCGAGAGAAGCCUCGCGCUCGCGCGCGCGCGCAUUUCCUCCGUCGCCUCGUCUCGUCUCGCCGGGGAUUCGGGAGGGGGCCGGGGCCCGCGAGGGAGGGAGGCGGGAUGCCGAUUGGGGUGUCGGACGAGCUGCUCGGCACGUUCGUGCCGAUCGCCGUCUACUGGCUCUACUCGGGGCUCUACGUCGCGCUGGACGGCGUGGAGGGCCUCGACGCGUACCGCCUGCACCCCAGGGGGGACGAGGCCGCCAGGAACGUCGUCUCCAGGGGCGCCGUCGUCAGGGGCGUCCUCGUCCAGCAGGCCUUCCAGGUCGUCGUCGCGCUCACGCUCUUCGCGGUUAUUGGUGAUGAGAGUGGUAUUGCACCGAAGCAGCCUUCUGCUGUGGUGAUAGCGCUGCAAUUUAUCAUCGCGAUGUUUGUCAUGGACACAUGGCAGUACUUCAUGCACAGAUACAUGCACAUCAACAAGUUUCUGUAUAAGCACAUCCAUUCCAAGCACCACACUCUUGUAGUCCCUUAUUCCUUUGGGGCUCUUUACAACCACCCUCUUGAGGGCCUUAUUCUGGACACUAUUGGCGGUGCUCUCUCCUUCCUCCUCUCCGGUAUGACACCACGAACAUCCAUAUUCUUUUUCUCUUUUGCGACCAUCAAGACGGUGGAUGACCACUGCGGGCUGUGGCUUCCCGGGAACAUCCUCCAUGCGUUGUUCAACAACAACACUGCUUACCAUGAUAUCCACCACCAGCUCUAUGGCAACAAAUAUAACUUUUCUCAACCUUUCUUCGUCCUUUGGGAUAAGAUUCUGGGGACAUACAUGCCCUACUCUCUCGAGAACCGGAAAGGGGGUGGGUUCGAGUCCCGGCCAGUUAAGUCAGUAGAGCAGACCAAGGCUGAUUAAUACGUGCAUAUUCUCUGAUUCUCGUUCUGCUUAGAUCCGAUACACACUGUCCUAUCACGCCGCCUGAUUCUCUAACUAUGAAAAUGCUGUAGAAGCCUUAUGUCCUGGUUCAUAUAGUGAGGGUUUUUCGUGUUUUCUAACACUUUCUUUCUUUCGAUUUGGUUUGGGAGUCCCAUCUUGUAUCAAGGUAUAGUGGGUAAAAUAUUGUAUUGUAUGAAAGAAUACUCGGCAUCCACUUGGAUUUGUCUCCUCUGGAUCGGUCUGUACUUCCAUCCACAUGGUGAUGUUAACAAAGAAGGAUGAUAUUAACACUA